This is a messenger RNA of Lecanosticta acicola, 632 nucleotides long. The record is from the annotation of a GenBank genome assembly. NCBI's taxonomy places the organism in Eukaryota, Fungi, Ascomycota, Dothideomycetes, Mycosphaerellales, Mycosphaerellaceae.
AUGCAGUUCGGACUUUCCGCCGUCUCGGCGGCUGCUCUCCUCAUGGGCACUGCCAGCGCAAACUGUCUCAACGACGGCGCCGCCUACCAGGUCGCGCAGAACUUCGCCGGCCUCUUCAGCCGCUUCACGCCUCAGUACACUGAUUCGGUCCUCACUCCCGACUUCCAGGACCAGUCCGACACCGUCAACUGGCUCAUGAGCAAUGGCUCCGGCUGCCCCAAGCAGGUAUGCAUGAUUCCUGGAUCCCGUCUUCUUCCUCUCCUUCACGUGCUCUUCCAUACUGACGGCUUGCCUUCAAUCAGCUCGGCCAACUGACCGAAGCCAACCGCGCGGAUUUCAUCCGCGACCAGUCCACGCAACCCAACAUGCCCUUCGUGAUCGAGAACGUCUGGCACGACUGCACCAACGUCUUCACCCGCUGGAAGUUCGACAUCCAGCCCCAGCAAGUCCAGGGAAUCGCUGUCCUGGGAACGGUCUACUCGGGUAACCCUGAGCAACCGUACCUCAUCCAGCACGUCUUCAGUGAAUUCAACUCUGGAGCUUUCUUGGUCGACCGCGGCGAUUACGUCCCCACUCCUCCGGCUGGAUGCCCUGGUGGGCCUGCUGCUGGGAGUGACGAUUCAUGUCAGUGA